AAACCAGCAUCACUGUAAAAAAAAAAGAAAAAAACGCUAGCAAAUUAAUGCUUGUCCAUUCCACCAAAAUUAAUUAACGCUAGUAUAUACCAUCAGCUUGCUAAAAAAACGAACGCUGUCGGUCACAACCCACGUGGCCGGUGGACAACACACGUGGCCACCCACCGGCCUUAUUUCUUGGAUUUCGAUAGUACUAGUGGUGCUUCCUCUUCAUGGCUGCAAGCGCAUACUAGUACAGAGCCACUGCUUCCGCUUCCUCUGCUUCAUCUUCGCGGCGAGCUUCAUGGCUGCGAGUGGCGUUGCGGCAUGGUAAAAAGUGCAGCCAACGGCGGCCGGCUACUCCUGCUGCCGAGCAAGCGGGCGGCGAGUGCUCCAACCGCGCGGGAUCUCGUCGGCGCUGCGCGAGGACGACUGGCAGCAUGGGCCAUCAGCUCACUGCUGUCAGCCGUCACCAGAUUGGGCGCGAGGAAGGAGGACAGUCAGAUGAGCGCCGGCCACGAAGGCGAGCGCGUCGACGGAGGCGUGCCCGUGCUUGAUCGACGCCCAACGGCGCGAUAUCCGCGCGACGGCGACCGUGGAUGGCGUGUGAGGUGAGUUGCCGUCGACGGAUGCGUGCUUGCUCGACGCACAACGGCGCGAGAUCCGCGCGACGGUGACCGUGGGUGACUCCGGGGGACGCCGCGCCGCGCGAGAGCCCUCCCACACCCGCCGCUCCUGUUCCGCGAGUUCCAGCGGCUGAGGCGGCGGACGGGGACGUGUAUGGACCACCUCGCCGUGAAGCAGGCGCAGCUGGAGUUGAAAGACCAUACGUGCGCCGCGUCUUCCUCUUCGGGGUCAUCCCGGAGCGGCUUGGCUUAUCCAAAAAGCUCAAGCUCCGGUACAAGUCGCAAGUACGGCGACGAGCUCACCAGCCCUCGAGGGCUUGCUGGAGGCGUCCUUGCGGCGUCGAGGUGCAUCCACUCGGCGCGCAUUGCUACACGCACCGGUCCACGGUGUAUGGCAGCUUGGGUGCUCGGCGGGGACGACCAUGAUGCUAUCGCCGGCCGGCGUGCUCGUGCGCCAAGGAGUGGAGGGAGAUGGACGAGUACGCAAGCAGUCUGGGCACUGGCGUGCGUCUCCGGAAAGAGGAGAAGCAGAUGAGCACCGGUCGCGUGCUCCUCUGCCUCUCCUCGAGACGUGGCCGUGGUGCUCGUCGUCCCCGAGACGCACAGCAGAGUGGUCGCCGGCGCACCGGCGUCCUUGUGCCGACCUGCUGGACGCGACCAGGUUGAGCACGCGCCGCUGGGCGUGCACGAAGACUCGCAGAACCGCGCCAAGCUCGUCGCCGACCUGCUCAGCGGCUUGAACGCCGAGAGAUUUUUCGUUGGCUCGGAACUGGAGGAUGUGUUCGAAUUCUUCAAGAAGAACCCCCUUCUUCAUGCAGUCCCAUACGAUCGUCUAUUUUCUCCUCAUGUGACCUAUCCACACUUUGUGAAGGAUGACGGGAACAAGUUCAUCCUGUCCGGGAUCCAUCUGAUCGGCGGCGCACAUGAUUUGGGUCUAUCCACAAAAGGCCUUUUCACAAGGGAAAAUACAGUGCUGCUGCCCCGACGAAUGGUGCUCGGUCUCAAGGAGAUUAAUGCCACCGGAGUGAUCGUGCCUGGAGGGGCAACACAGCUGACAACCGAAGAGCGGGUGGAGAACUACAAAGAGUUUGCUUCUUUUCUUGAGGUCCUCAUUUUCAAGUCCCAAGGUUCGCUGCCAAAGCAUCUUCUGCCCCCCUUUCUCGAGGGCCUCCAGCGUCUAGCAAAUGAGAUGCUCAGCGACGUGAGAAUGGUGGAGAUCAUUCAGUCUUGUCCUCCUUUGAUGCCACUGCAGCACAAGGCUGUGUUCUACCGCCGCGUAUUUAACAUACACGAGAGGAUUGACCUGGUUGUUCGCCACGGGCUGCCUGGGGCGGGCUUGGUGGCCAGCGGCAAAACUGCUGAUGUUAAAAAUCUUCAGCAGCAACUGCUGAAAUCCGUCCCUUACACGGUCGGUCCUGAUCUGUGGGGCGACAUGGCCCUAUCAAAUCUUGAGGUGUUCAAUAUCUUCAUGUCCAUCAGUGCUUUGAAGAAAAAUGAUGCUGAAGGGUUGACAAGGAUGUUACGAGUCAUGGUUUCUCACCCUUUUGGGCCGAAAGUGGUGGACCUAAUGCAGGAGCUUCAGCAAGUGGAAAAUGAUGCAAAGGCUGGCAGAAGGCUGAACCGGCGUGCUAAGUACCUUGCUGUGCGCGCCUGCUCGUCCACUUUACAGACCAUUCCACCGGCGUGCAGGGAGGUUAUCCGGCUCGCAGACCAGACCUACCCCGCAUACCCAAUAGCAGUUGCGACCGGAUUUUGGAAAUCUGGGGCGUAUGGUUUGUUGGACAUGCCAGGGCUCAUGCGCCCGCUUUGAUUAUUGCUUGAGCACUGUCACCUUCCACUGUAAGCUGCUCAUAUUCUGCUUCACCAAUUCAAGACUGCUGUUUGUUGGAUCAUUGCUUGAGCACUGUCACCUUCCACUGUAAGCUGCUCAUAUUCUGCUUCACCAAUUCAAGACUGCUGUUUGUUGGAUCAUUGCUUGAGCACUGUCACCUUCCACUGUAAGCUGCUCAUAUUCUGCUUCACCAAUUCAAGACUGCUGUUUGUUGGAUCAUUGCUUGAGCACUGUCACCUUCCACUGUAAGCUGCUCAUAUUCUGCUUCACCAAUUCAAGACUGCUGUUUGUUGGAUCAUUGCUUGAGCACUGUCACCUUCCACUGUAAGCUGCUCAUAUUCUGCUUCACCAAUUCAAGACUGCUGUUUGUUGGAUCAUUGCUUGAGCACUGUCACCUUCCACUGUAAGCUGCUCAUAUUCUGCUUCACCAAUUCAAGACUGCUGUUUGUUGGAUCAUUGCUUGACCACUAUCACCUUCCAUUGGUUGAAUGUCUAUGUAAAUGUGCUGCCACUGAGUGCAACUACUAGUGUCAUGACUAUGUUAGUCACGGGUAAAGGUUCUGGAGCAUAUCGUAAUUCGCCGAUCAUCUGCUUUUUUGCUUCGUUUGCUGAAUGCCUAUGUAAAUCUGUUGCUACUGAGUGCAACUACUAGUGUCAUGACUAUGUUGGUCACGGGUAAAGAUUCUGGAGCAUAUGAUGGGGCGGGUGCUGGUGAAUGCUGGUGUUAUUUUGGGUGGCCAAGUGUGGCCAAGUAAUUUCUGAUGCUCUGAUGGAUAUAGUAUUAUGCAAUUAUGUUUAUGAUGACCUGAUGAAUGAUUA
This is a messenger RNA of Triticum urartu, 3255 nucleotides long. The record is from RefSeq and is a predicted model, not a curated record. Lineage: Eukaryota; Viridiplantae; Streptophyta; Magnoliopsida; Poales; Poaceae.